UUUCAGUAAGAAUGAACUGCUUGAUUGAGUGAUGGAGCUUGAAUGUUGGGGAGAGGAUUGGGGUAUAACCUCCGUGGACCCGGAAUGUUUAAAAAUUCUCGCCUUUGCCAAAUUUUCUGGAGCUCCACUAGUACAAAAAUCAACAAACAAUCCGUUCUGGAGUCCCAAGGGGAAUCUACCAGUUUUCCGACACAAUGGCAUAGUUUUGACAGAUUUCCUCGCUGUAGCCAAGCAUCUAAAAUCCUGUAACUACAGCGCAGACUACAAUCUCACCAAUAAACAGAUCUCAGAAGCUGGUGCAUUUAUUAACUUGAUGGAGGAAAGCUUGAAGCCAGCGCUACAGUAUAUCACGUGGGUCGACACUAAAAACCAUAUAAAUCUCACCAGAGUUUGGUUUGGUAAGCACCUACCCUUCCCCUAUGGUCUAUUUUACCCAAACAGAUAUGAAAAGGCUGCUGUUAGAUUAAUAGAGAGUCUCUACCCGCAGUUUAGUGAAUUUGGUGAAAUAGGAAAUGAUACCGAGGUUGAGACUGCUGUUUAUAAAGCUGCCCAGGAAUGUUUAACUCUUCUCUCUAACCGACUAGCUGAUUCACAUUAUCUGUUUGGAAUGUCAGCUAGCAGUGUAGACGCUGUGAUGUAUGGUUAUCUAGCUCCUCUACUCAAGGCUCCGUAUCCCAACAAUACCUUGCAGAAUUAUUUAAAGAACUGUAGUAAUCUUGUCAGAUUUGUAGUUAGAAUAUCACAGAACUAUUUUCCAAAGGUUGUGAAAAGCUUUGAUGAGAGGGGACACCAGGAACAGAAAUCAGAACAAGGGAGCACUGAGGGUAGGCAGGAAGCAGAGGAGAGAGAAGCGGAGUGGCCAAACCAAACCAGGAACAAGGUAGAAAUUAAACAAAACAAAAACCAAGAACAAGGUAGGAAAUGAAAUUACAAAACAAAC
Messenger RNA from Eurytemora carolleeae, 940 nucleotides. Its product is annotated as metaxin-3. The transcript has 11 exons. Gene Ontology annotation, cellular component: SAM complex. The record is from RefSeq and is a predicted model, not a curated record. NCBI's taxonomy places the organism in Eukaryota, Metazoa, Arthropoda, Copepoda, Calanoida, Temoridae. Gene Ontology annotation, biological process: mitochondrion organization. The coding region runs from base 32 to 925 and encodes 297 amino acids.